GCUAAAUUUCUGCAUUAAGCGAGUGUUUACAAGUUGGUGAAAUCUAGUUGCACAUAACCUCGAAUAUUUUUUCAGUUUGUAUCGUGCGAAUUCACAGUGAAUACUCAAAAUCAAGUGAGUGAUGGGUAGCAGAGUAGAUACAAUUAGUGUUAAGGAAGAGCCGAAAGAUUCUUGGCCAGCUGCCAGCGACGAUUUGUGUGACCCUCCAUUCGAUUUUGUAGACUAUUGCGACAUCAAAAACAUUGAAACUCUUCAGUUUCAUAAAUCAUCAACAAGUCACAUAAAUGAGACUGUAGCGUUACAGGAAAAGAUAGAUGAAAAAAUAUUCGUCGAUUUUGAGUGUGAAAAUGUUAAACUUGAACCUAAGUCUCCAUCGGCCACCAUUUGCAAAACUGAAUAUCAGAAUAAUCCACCUAUCGUGAAAGUAGAAGAUCAAAUUCAGACCAAUUACUCUAAUGAAUGUGAGGAGAAAAAAAUAUUUAGAAAAAAACCUCAAACCAAAUUAUCUUAUGAGUGCAAAAUGUGUCAAAAAUUUUACACAGUCAAGUCGAGUUUAAAUGCACGUAUCAACUCGGCACAUAAGGGCAUUGAAUAUAAAUGUGAAAUUUUCCCCAAGUCGUUUGCAUACAAAGCUAGUCUCAAAACUCACAUAAAUACAUUACAUAAUGAGAACGAACUCUUUGAAUGUGACAUUUGUCACGAAUCAUUUGGAAAAGAAUCACAUCUCAAAACUCACAUAAAUUCAGUACAUAAUCGUAUCAAAUCCUUUGAGUGCGACAUUUGUUACAAAUCAUUUGGACUAAAAGAAAGACUUAAAACUCAUAUAAUUACAGUACAUGAUCGUAGCCAACCCUUCGAAUGUGAAAUUUGUCACAAAUCAUUUGGACUCAACUCUAACCUUCAGCGUCACAUUAAAGCAGUACAUGAUCGAAGCAAACCCUUCGAAUGUGAAAUUUGUCACAAAUCAUUUGGGCUAAAACCAAACCUUAAACGACACGUGAUCGAAGUACAUGAUCGUAGCAAACCCUUUGAAUGUGAGAUUUGUUUUAAAUUAUUUGGAGAAAAAGGUAAACUCAAAAGGCACAUUAUGACACUUCAUUAUCGUAGCAAACCUUUUAACUGUGAGAUUUGUCACAGGUCAUUUGGAGAAAAAGGUACCCUCAAAAAUCAUAUAAACAGUGUACAUAAUCAGAAAAAACCCUUUGAAUGUGAUAUUUGUCAGAAAGCAUUUGGGCGAAAAAGUCACCUCAAAAUUCACAUAAAUUCAGUACAUUAUCGUAACCUCAGAACUCACAUUCAUGUAGUACAUAAUCGAAGCAAACCCUAGGAGAGUGAGAUUUGUUCAUAGACAUUCGGAUAUAAUGAAGUUUUAUACA
Molecule: messenger RNA, 1376 nt
Organism: Trichogramma pretiosum
Lineage: Eukaryota; Metazoa; Arthropoda; Insecta; Hymenoptera; Trichogrammatidae
Product: zinc finger protein 431-like
Exons: 3
Coding region: 122-1327 (401 amino acids)
Biological process (GO): regulation of DNA-templated transcription
Molecular function (GO): RNA polymerase II cis-regulatory region sequence-specific DNA binding; DNA-binding transcription factor activity, RNA polymerase II-specific
Source: RefSeq, a predicted model, not a curated record